AUGAUGCCUGCCGUUAAACGUGCUCACACGGAACCUGACCUUGUGGAAUUCGGUGAGUACGUCCCGUUCCAGAAAUACGCCGAACUCUAUCAGUAUGUGGCACGUCUCUCUAAACUUGUGAACGAGCUUCGCGUCGGAAUUAUCGAAUCGGAUCCCAAGAAACUCAGGGAAACUAUUGCUGACACUUGUGAAUGCAUUCCGGAUCUGCCCCCUAUGGAAGAACCUAUGAUUAUUGAUGACGUUUUCCCGAAUGCCACGAAUACUUCAUCUAAGCCUCUUUCCUAUGCUUCCGUCGCCGGGAAACCACCGGUUGACCCUUAUGAAAUUGCCAAAGCGGCUUCUAUCCUACUCGAUAAAUCUUCUCGUGUCGUGGUGGAGAAAAUGCUUGAUAACAAAGAUGAUCCUGCCCAAGAGAAAUCGGACCUCCUCUUUUUCACUGAAUUUGCCAAAGCUAACAAUCUUCCUCAACCUUCUGAAGCCCACCGUCAUCCUUCCAAAUCUAACUACCGGCCACUUAAGCUUCAGUUCGCAUCUCGUACCGACCGUGACAAAUUCUUGCAUGGAUACUAUAAACGACGACUCUCUGACGAUUCGCUCUCUAAACUUCCUAUUAUCCCACGAGCUCGACGUGAUCUUACGAAAAUCGAAUUGGAGAAACUAUACGAAUCUAGGAAAUUUGUCUAUGAGGAGAACAAGAAAGCUGGAGUUUCUAAAUAUAUUAUGUACGAUAUUGGAUACAAAAUCAACGCUAAGCCCCAACCUUUUUCCUAA
Messenger RNA from Caenorhabditis remanei, 771 nucleotides. RefSeq lists its product as uncharacterized. The record is from RefSeq and is a predicted model, not a curated record. The transcript has a single exon. The coding region runs from base 1 to 771 and encodes 256 amino acids. NCBI's taxonomy places the organism in Eukaryota, Metazoa, Nematoda, Chromadorea, Rhabditida, Rhabditidae.